Molecule: messenger RNA, 1901 nt
Organism: Euleptes europaea (tarantolino)
Lineage: Eukaryota; Metazoa; Chordata; Lepidosauria; Squamata; Sphaerodactylidae
Gene: COL13A1
Product: collagen type XIII alpha 1 chain
Exons: 27
Coding region: 336-1337 (333 amino acids)
Source: RefSeq, a predicted model, not a curated record
AGUGUGGAGAUUAUCCUCACAGGGAAUACCUAAGUACCACACUUGCCGCUCUGCGUUCUAAUCAGAUCCUUACAUUGAAGGGAGAACAAGGACAGGCGGGGAUCCAAGGGCCCCCAGGACCACCUGGGCCCCCAGGCCUUCCAGGAACUCAAGGACAACCUGGCCCCACUGGCCCACCUGGGAGAGUAGGAGAACCAGGGAAGCCAGGCAAGGAUGGAAAGGGCUUGCCAGGACUUCCUGGACCAAAGGGAGAACCUGGAGUUCCAGGAUACCAUGGAAGAAAGGGUGAAUCAGGGAUCCCAGGAGCAAAGGGAGAACGUGGAAUUACAGGGAAGAUGGGCCCGCCAGGUUUCCCAGGGAAAAGAGGGCAGAGGGGAGAAAAAGGAGCUCUUGGUGAUCCAGGACCUCCUGGAACCUUAGGACAGAAGGGAGAAAAAGGAGAUUCUGGAAAUGCACUUGGAGGAGGUAAAGGAGAACCUGGACCACCAGGAUUGCCUGGAUCUCCAGGACCAAAGGGUUCCAAAGGGGAACCAGGAAAGAACGAAAUAGUGGAUUACAAUGGCAGUAUCAAUAAAGCCUUACAGGAUAUACAAAACUUGGCCCUUAUGGGACCUCCUGGACUACCAGGUGCUGCAGGCCCACCAGGACCACCUGGACAAAAGGGAGAAGUUGGCCUGCCAGGUCCUCCAGGACAUGAUGGGGAAAAGGGUCUUGAUGGUGUAACUGGAGAAAAAGGUGAUCAAGGGAUGCCAGGACCCCCAGGACUAACCGGUCCAAUUGGACUUCCAGGUUUAACAGGAGAGAAAGGAGAACCUGGAAUGACAGGAGACACUGGGGAAUCAAUAACUGGGCCACCAGGGCCACAAGGCCCACCAGGACCAUCAACUGGCUCCACAGCUAUUCCUGUUAGCUACAUAGAGGUCCUCAUGGGCUUCCAGGACCUAAGGGAGAUGCAGGCAUUGAUGGAACAAAAGGCGAAAAAGGUGCCCCUGGUGAAAAAGGAGACCGAGGUCCCCUGGGAUUGCCUGGCACUCCGGGACCAAUUGGAGUUCCAGGACCAGCAGGACCAAAAGGAGAGAGGGGCAGUAAAGGAGACCCUGGAAUUGCCGGAUCAAUGGGGCCAGCAGGACUUUCUGGAUUACCAGGCUCACCAGGGGAAAAAGGAAACCGGGGACUCCGAGGUUUUAAAGGCGAGAAGGGUGAGCCGGGGUUACCAGGGCUGGACGGGCUGGAUGCCCCUUGCCCAUUGGGAGAAGAUGGUUUGCCAAUUCAAGGAUGCUGGAAUAAGUGAAUAUUUUAACCAUGGACUGUCCUGUGUGGUCAAACACCUUGGCUGAUAGCCAAAAAAUGAAGCAAGUAAGAGGGUUGAGAUAUUUGUUGAAGGCCUACAGUGGUGACAGAAGAACACCGUGCCUGAAGGUUUGCUGAAGAUACUGAGUUAUCUCCGAGGGGCACAGAGAUAUUCUUGAGUCAUGCACGCCAGAGUUUUGUUCCUGAAUAGUGGACCUGGUGCGGCUACAAGAGAUGGACAUGCCAGUGUUUUUUGCUCUCCUCUUCCAGAGGCCAGAGCCACUGCUAAUAGUGAGAGGAAACUGGCUUCUGUUUCAUUUUUCAUUCAUUCUUCUAUAAUAAUAGAAGCCUUCACAUGAAGAUCUUGGCAUGUUGUCCAUCAGCUAAUGUGAAGAGCAUUAAGACAUAGACAAGAGUUCUAUGCUUGUUUUUUAUAAGGUGAGAUUUUCUCAGCCUUCUAUGAGAAACUUUUAUAUUUGUUUUGAAAAGCAGCUCCAUGAAGAUACAUCAGCGCUUUUACCUUCUUUUCUAGUUACCAGAUGAUGAACAUUCACUUGCUCACAUUUGAUGAUUCCAUCCUUAACUCUUCCAUAACUUCAAGAGCAUUUGUU